This is a messenger RNA of Polistes dominula (European paper wasp), 1653 nucleotides long. RefSeq names its product pancreatic lipase-related protein 2. Gene Ontology annotation, molecular function: lipase activity. The record is from RefSeq and is a predicted model, not a curated record. Gene Ontology annotation, biological process: lipid catabolic process. NCBI's taxonomy places the organism in Eukaryota, Metazoa, Arthropoda, Insecta, Hymenoptera, Vespidae.
ACUUCGAAAGAAUCGUAUAAUGCAAUUAAUUACUGACAAAUGUACAAAAAUGCAACAUAGUGAUAUUAAUUCAUUGAUACAUUUUAUUCGAGAUGUAACUAUCGUUUGUCUUAUAAUCUUGUCGUUAUUUUCGAUCGAAGGAAAACGAUAUCGUGGAAUACUAGGCAUGUCGAAUCGUAUUAAAUUACGACGACUCGGUUAUAGUCGCGAACAAUUGAAAGGAAAAAUUUGUUAUGAUCUAGUCGGGUGUUUUGCCGAUCCACCGGCCCACUUAUCUUUCAAAAGACCUCCCGAGAAUCCAAAUGUUAUUAAAAGCAAAUUUUUAUUAUAUACCAGAAGCAAUCGGGAAAAUCCGAAGGUUGUUACAUAUACGGAUAAGUCCGAGUCGUUGUUACAAUCUCGAUUGAAUGUAUCGAAGCAAUUGAAAGUUAUGAUACACGGCUUCAAAGGUAGCGGUAACGAUAAAAGUUUAAUUCACGGGAUUAAUGCUCUCCUCGAUCUGGAGGAUGUAAAUAUAUUGAUUGUGGAUUGGACAAGAGGAGCAGGCACAACUUAUGCGGCUGCAGUAGCUAAUACCGAAUUGGUUGGCCGACAACUUGCCCUUAUCCUUUUAGAUGCCUUCAACUUGGGGACCGAUCCGAUGGACGUACACCUUACGGGUUUUAGCCUGGGAGCUCAUGUAGCAGGAUGCGCUUCUGAAAUGUUGAAAAACUGGGGCCUUCUUCUUGGUCGUAUUACCGGUCUCGAUCCGGCCUCGCCAUUUUUUCGAAAUAAUUUUUUUCGGAAAAAGUCGAGAAAGCUCGACGUUAGCGACGCUUAUCUCGUUGACAUUAUUCAUACGGAUGGCUCGGAAAAUUUUAUCGAUGGAUUUGGUCUUCUCAAACCUAUCGGGCACAUUGACAUUUUUCCUAAUGGCGGUAAAGAACAACCAGGAUGUUCCGACGUUCAAAAUUCCGUUGUCGUCAGUCAUUUGAAAGAAGAACUGUUAGAUAGAGAAAUUGCUUGUAGUCAUGUAAGGGCUUGGCAACUCUACUUAGAAAGCAUAUUGACGCAAUCCCAAAAAUGCAAAUUUAUAGCAUGGCCCUGUCCUCAGGGAAUCAUUUCAUAUACAAGAGGAACUUGUUUCCCAAUGGAAUCUACUGGUUGGUCUCAAGAAAUGGGAUACAAAGCAAACCACGGCCCAUUGGGAAAUUAUUUUUUACCUACCAGAAGUGAACCACCCUUUUGUGGAGAACCAUUCAGAGUUACUAUAAGGACAGCUAUGGGUUUAACAAGAACUAUGGGAACAUUGAUUUUGAAAACGUAUCAAAAUAAUUCAACGACGACGUACAAAAUCAGUUGCCAAUUACCCAAACUAUACAAUCAACCAACGUUUUUCUACAAUAUCGCGGCGAAUGAUUUUUCAUCUAGUUUACAUAAAAUAACAGUUAUAAAAGGAACAAUACAAUAUUAUAAAACAAUCGAAAAAGAUGGAAAAGAGGAAAUAAUAGCCGAUUCCUCGGAUACUAUACUAUUGGACAAAUUGUUUCUUGAGAACAGGAAGGGAGAUAGAUGGGAAUGUUGCAAUUUAAAUUCUCCGAUUGGUAUAGAAAAGAUACCUGUGGAAUUCCAGAACAUAUCAUGCAACCAACAUUAAGAAAUUGUACUCUUUCA